AAUUGUUUCCCAAAAAGAAAACAAAAAUCUCGGCUCAGAGAGCGAGAGAGAGAGAGAGAGAGAUGGGAAGCAUGGCUCUUCUCCUUCCACCCUGUUCGCAGCUCCCUUGCUGUCCUCGGCACCGCAUCCGUGCCCCCAACAACCGUGGCGACAACGCGCGAAUCGUCGCUUCCCCGUCUACCUCGGCUUUGGAUGCCCUCUCGAAGCCCUUCCGCAAGCAUCGCCUCCUCUGCUCCGCUCUCCUCCAAGACGACGCUCCGCUGGGGCAGGAACAGCAGGAGCCGCCGCCGCAGCUCCCAAGUGGCGUCGUCGGCUCUCCGGUCGAAGAAACACUCACUGAAAACAUAAAUGAAGAUCCAUUGCAAAGUAUCAAGCAGGAUAAUGAGCAAAGCUCUCUGUAUAAUUUUCUCUAUCCCAGUAAAGAGCUUCUUCCAGAUGACAAAGAGAUGAGCAUAUUUGAUCAUUUGGAAGAGCUUCGCCAAAGAAUAUUUGUCUCAGUUUUGGCUGUGGGAGCUGCUAUCUUAGGCUGCUUUGCUUUUUCCAAGGAUUUGAUUAUACUCCUUGAAGCUCCUGUUAGUUCCCAGGGAGUUCGUUUUCUGCAACUGUCUCCUGGAGAAUUUUUCUUUACAACUCUUAAGGUAUCUGGUUACUGUGGGCUUCUUCUAGGGAGUCCUGUUAUUCUUUAUGAAAUUAUAGCUUUUGUUCUUCCUGGUCUAACAAAGGAUGAGAGAAAAUUCCUGGGCCCCAUUGUCCUGGGAUCUUCAGUGCUAUUUUAUGCCGGUAUUGUCUUCUCCUAUGCAAUCCUCACUCCUGCAGCCUUGAAUUUCUUUGUUAACUAUGCGGAAGGCGCUGUGGAAUCAUUGUGGUCCAUCGAUCAAUACUUUGAGUUUGUUCUCAUUCUUAUGUUCAGCACAGGGUUGUCUUUCCAGGUUCCAGUUAUACAGCUUUUACUAGGACAGGUUGGCUUGGUGUCCGGGGACCAGAUGUUAUCUAUCUGGAGAUAUGUUGUGGUCGGUGCUGUUGUUGCGGCUGCUGUGCUUACACCCUCAACUGAUCCCUUGACACAGAUACUCUUGGCAGGUCCUCUGUUGGGUCUCUAUUUAGGCGGCGCGUGGAUGGUCAAAUUAAUAGGUCGCUAGUUCGAUCAUCUUGUGCAUGAUUUUCCCUCACAUAAUGAAUUAUGAACCAUAUGUGAAUCGAAGCGCAUGGAUGGUCAAAUUAAUAGGUCACUAGUUCGAUCAUCUUGUGCAUGAUUUCCCUUCACAAAAUGAAUUAUGAACCAUAUGUGAAUCAAAACAUGAGGUACGUCUUCUCUGCGUCCAAUGCUACCCGUUCAGUGUAUAUUUACUGUUCCAUAUUUGUUCAGAUAAAAGUUGGACAAUAAUCUAUUCUGAUCCUGCAAAACUAUCAAGGAUUUCAAAGACUAAUAUGCAAAGUAUGCCUCUGUUGUCUCUUCUCAGAUAGCAUAAUCUUUCACAAGAGUUUUCAAAGACGUCUUCAUCUCAAACACUCCAGUGAAUUAGUGCAACAAGUAGUGUUCUUCAGGAAGGCCAGUUCCUGAUGGUGUGCAGUUCAUCAGAAAUAUGCCACUUGACAUCAAGUCAAUUUCAAAUUGGAAUUGAGCUUAAACGUGAUUUAAGAAUUUAUUGUUACAUGUGUACAUAUUAUUUCUUUUAUUAGAUAUAUAUAUCUCCAAUUUCUCA
Messenger RNA from Musa acuminata AAA Group (dessert banana), 1703 nucleotides. Its product is annotated as sec-independent protein translocase protein TATC, chloroplastic-like. The transcript is spliced from 4 exons. The record is from RefSeq and is a predicted model, not a curated record. Gene Ontology annotation, cellular component: membrane; TAT protein transport complex. Lineage: Eukaryota; Viridiplantae; Streptophyta; Magnoliopsida; Zingiberales; Musaceae. The coding region runs from base 63 to 1139 and encodes 358 amino acids. Gene Ontology annotation, molecular function: proton motive force dependent protein transmembrane transporter activity. Gene Ontology annotation, biological process: protein transport by the Tat complex; intracellular protein transmembrane transport.